Molecule: messenger RNA, 1299 nt
Organism: Diabrotica balteata
Lineage: Eukaryota; Metazoa; Arthropoda; Insecta; Coleoptera; Chrysomelidae
Source: the annotation of a GenBank genome assembly
UGACAGUGUCAUUUGUAUAAAGCAAAAUAUAAACUAAAAUUCUAGUGCUGUGAUUCACCAUGACUCUUUAUAGCAACUAUGCGCAAGGGUCUCCCACCUAAGGAUUCAGAUGAACUGGUUCUGUUUCAAAAAGGCUACAAGCUUUUAAAGAAAUUGGGGGAAGGUUCCUAUGCUCCAGUGUUUUUUACCGAAUAUACGGAUUCGAAAAAAAAGGAAGAACCCAGAAAGUUAGCAUGUAAAAUUAUCGACACCAAGAAAGCGCCGAAGGAUUUUGUAAAAAAGUUUUUACCGAGAGAGUUAGAGAUACUGGCUUUAAUCAGUCAUCCACACAUUAUCCAUGUUCAAAGUAUUUUUCUAAGAAAACAAAGGUAUUAUAUAUUUAUGAAACUGGCAGAAAAAGGGGAUCUAUUGGACUAUUUGCUAAAAAAUGGUGCAACUUCUGAAAACAGAGCUAGAGUGUGGUUUAGGCAGAUUGCUUUGGCUGUGCAGUACCUACACGAACUGGGAGUAGCUCAUAGAGAUCUGAAAUGUGAAAACUGUUUAAUAUCAGCUAAUAACAACCUUAAAAUAGCCGACUUUGGAUUUGCUCGAUUUGUUGUGAAUGCAGAAGGACAAAAUAUGACCAGUUCUACUUACUGUGGUUCUCUUAAUUACGCAGCUCCUGAAUUACUCAAAGGGAACCCCUACUUUCCCAAAUCCUCCGAUUGUUGGUCUCUUGGUGUCAUACUCUAUGCAAUGUUAAAUAAGUCCAUGCCUUUCGAGGAAAAAAAUGUCCGGAAUUUAAUUAAUCGUCAAACGCAGAAAAAAUGGAAGUUCCGGUCCAAAGUAGUUGACGCGCUUAGCGAGGAAGUAAAGCAUAUAACCAAACGUUUGCUAGACCCUGAUCCAAACUCUCGUUGGAAAAUUGGACAAAUUGUAGAUUCCGACUGGAUAAGAAUGGACAACAGAUUGUGGGAAAUGAGUCCUGAUGAACAAAGAUGUCUUAACCAAGCUAGAAAAGAAUUCGCCAGAUACGUCGAAAAAUUAAAAACUACCAAAGACGGUACAGGUCCGAAUUUCAGUAAAUCCUCAACGUUGCAACUAAUUAAACAAACAGAUUUGGAGAAAGAUAAAAGCAUUCUAUUAAAAUCUCAACGUUUUCCGAUGGCUGUGAUUCCCAUGAUAGAUAAAAGGAGUGGUGAACAAUCUAUGGAAAAAGAAAAAACUGGAGAUGCCAAGAGAAGAAAACGGUAGUUUUGUAUCCAGUUAUUUUGUUAAGUACAUGUACAUAAACUUGUAAAAUAAAUGGGGUUCUUUAUA